This is a messenger RNA of Fundulus heteroclitus (mummichog), 5130 nucleotides long. RefSeq names its product ubiquitin protein ligase E3B (gene ube3b). Gene Ontology annotation, molecular function: protein binding; ubiquitin protein ligase activity. Bases 545 to 3751 code for a protein of 1068 amino acids. Lineage: Eukaryota; Metazoa; Chordata; Actinopteri; Cyprinodontiformes; Fundulidae. The transcript has 27 exons. The record is from RefSeq and is a predicted model, not a curated record. Gene Ontology annotation, biological process: ubiquitin-dependent protein catabolic process; protein polyubiquitination.
CACAAACAUAAAUCGUUUAAUUAAAUGUCAAAUUUUCCAUUUAGGAUCUAAACACCCAACGCACUUUGCGAAACCGGAUAAAAAAACAACAACAACAACUACCCGGAGUCAUUUUAAUGCGACGCAAUAGAUUAAUGGCUGCAGUCAAUGUAAAGCUCUCUUCUCAUUGUUUACAUUUAGAAACGACGUGUCUCCCGUGUUUGAACUAGCUGACAUCGUCGCAGCACCAGACGCCAGCUCGCCAUGACGCUAAAUACAUCUAACUACGUUUAAAAUCUAUGUCUUGUAGUCAGUAUCAAACGGACAAGCUGCCGACUAGCCCUGCGAGCUAACAGUGGCUUCUCCAUAUCUUCACUGGGUCAUCUCUAGCUCCAGAGAUGCUAAGUUAGGCACCUCGUCCCGUUUUUUAGUUCUAUUUUUUUUGUUUCGACUUUCCUCCUUGUCGGAUGUUACGGACUGCCAAAUGAAGGAGAACGUAUAGCGAAAGGUGUUGCCUGAAGGCCAGACAAAAUCUUCUUAUCUGCUUAACUUCACAGGGUGCACCAUGUUUAGUGUCCCUCAAAGCUCCAAGUCCGAGUUCCUGGACAAAGCCAGGCAGGCCAGAGAGGAAAGAAAGGGACACAAGGAGAGGGAGAAAGCAGCAACCCAGAUCCAAGCUCUGGUGAGGAGAUUCCUCUGUCGCUGCAGGCUCCAGAAGCAAAUCAGGAAAGAAGUCGACGACUAUUAUCAAGCCUCUGAAGCGGGGACAACAAAAAGAAAUGCACUUUCCAUUUUCAAAAUUGCUCGAAAAUUAUUAUUCAUAUACCGCCUUGAGGAUAAGAUGAGAUUUGAGAAGCUCUGUCGAGCUAUUCUGGCCAGCAUGGAGGUGGAAAAUGAGCCUAAAGUCUGGUAUGUUUCCUUGGCGCUCUCCAAAGACCUCACCAUUCCCUGGCUGAAACAGAUCAAAGAUGUGUUGUGGGUCUGCUGCCAACUACUGAAGAACCUAAAGCCUGACAUUCUCCAAGACAACAAGCUGGUUACGCUGUACCUCACUAUGCUGGUGACCUUCACCGACACGUCGACGUGGCGGAUAGUCCGAGGAAAGGGUGAAGCUCUGAGACCUGCUCUGACGAGGAUCUGUGAAAACAUCAUGGGGCAUCUGAAUCAGAAGGGAUUCUACUCAAUACUGCAGAUCCUGUUGACCAAUGGCCUGGCCCGGUCUAAACCAUCGCUUUCUAAAGGCACCCUCACUGCUAUUUUCUCUUUGUCUCUGAGGCCGGUCAUUGCUGCUCACUUCUCAGACAACCUGCUCCGAUCCUUCCUCCUCCACAUCAUGUCCGUUCCUGCCGUCGUGUCCCACCUCAGUGUCUUGACUCCGGAGUGCAUGGCUUUAAUCCAGACCCAUGACCUGCUGCGGAAGUUCAUUUUGUUUCUGAGUCGGGAAGAGCAGUGUCUGGACAUCUGCGUGUGUCUGGAGGGCAGCCACACACUCUGCUUACUCGGAAACCUGAUCCAUUUGGGUUACCUCAGUGAGAAAGUCUUAGAAGAGGAGGCCAACCAUUUUGUGAAGGACCUGACCGACAUGCUGUCAUACUGCCAAAGAUACGUAUCGCAAAAGAAGUCCAACCUCACGCACUGGCACCCCGUCCUGGGCUGGUUCUCUCAAACCGUGGACUACGGUCUCAACGAGUCGAUGCCCCUGGUCACCAAACAGCUUCAGCACCUGUGGGGCGUGUCCGUCAUUCGAACUCUCUUCAGCGACGUCCUCUCCAAGAAGCUGGAGAGCCAGGAGUCCACGCCGCCGCCGCCGCAGCCGAGCACGUCUCAGAACAAUCUACCUGUUAAGAAUCUUUUUAAGAGAGCGUUUCAGAAGUCGGCUUCUGUGAGGAACAUCCUGAAACCUGUGGGAGGGAAGCGAGUCGACUCGGCCGAGGUUCAGAAAGUGUGCAGCAUCUGCGUGCUCUACCAGACCGCUCUGUCCACGCUGACGCAGAUACGCCUCCAGAUACUCACCGGUCUGACGCAUCUUGAUGACCUUUUGCCCAAACUGUGGGCGUUCAUCUGUGAGCUCGGUCCUCAGGGAGGGCUCAAACUCUUCAUGGAGUGUCUGAACAAUGAUACAGAGGAGUCCAAACAGCUGCUGGCUAUGCUGAUGCUGUUCUGUGACUGCUCCCGCCAUCUUAUCACAAUUCUGGACGACAUUGAAGUGUAUGAGGAGCAGACAUCCUUCAAGAUAGAGGAACUCAUCACUAUCUCCUCUUUUCUGAACACCUUUGUGUACAAGAUGAUUUGGGAUGGCAUCUUAGAAAAUGCGAAGGGAGAAAAACUGGAGCUCUUUCACAGCGUUCACGGUUGGCUGAUGGUUCUGUAUGAACGGGACUGCAGGCGCAGGUUCAGCCCUGACGACCACUGGCUUCGCAAGGAUCUGAAGCCGAGCCUGUUGUUCCAAGAGCUGGAGAAAGGGAAAAAGAGAGCCCAGCUUCUGCUGCAGUACAUCCCACAUGUUAUCCCACAUAAAAAUAGGGUGCUGCUGUUCAGAAACAUCGUCACGAAGGAAAAAGAAAGUUUAGGGUUGGUAGAAACCAGCUCGGCUUCUCCGCACGUCACCCAUAUUACUAUUCGGCGCUCGCGGAUGCUGGAAGACGGAUACGACCAGCUCCGCAGGUUACCGGCAAACUCUAUAAAAGGCGUCAUUCGUGUGAAGUUUGUCAACGACCUUGGAGUGGACGAGGCUGGGAUCGACCAGGAUGGCGUCUUCAAAGAGUUUCUGGAGGAGAUCAUUAAGAAAGUUUUCAAUCCCGCCCUCAACCUGUUCAAGACUACCAGCGGGAAUGAAAGGCUGUAUCCCUCCCCCACAUCCUACAUCCAUGAGAAUCACUUGCAGCUCUUUGAGUUUGUUGGGAAGAUGCUCGGUAAAGCUGUCUACGAGGGCAUCGUUGUCGAUGUUCCUUUUGCCUCGUUCUUCCUCAGUCAAGUCCUGGGACACCACCACAGCACCUUCUACAGCUCCAUAGACGAGCUUCCCUCCCUGGACUCUGAGUUUUACAAAAACCUCACUUCCAUUAAGCGCUACGAUGGAGAUGUGGGAGAUCUAGGAUUAACCUUAUCGUAUGAUGAGGACGUCAUGGGGCAGCUUGUCUGUCACGAGUUGAUACCCGGAGGUAAAACCAUGCCGGUCACCAAUGAAAACAAGAUCAGCUACAUCCACCUGAUGGCUCACUUCCGGAUGCACACGCAGAUCAAGGAGCAAACGGCGGCUUUCAUCCGGGGUUUCCGCAGCAUCAUUAAUCCAGAGUGGCUGCACAUGUUUUCCACGCCUGAGGUUCAGCGGCUUAUCUCAGGGGAUAACGCCGAGAUCGAUUUAGACGACCUCAAGAAACACACAGUCUACUACGGAGGUUUCCACAGCAGCCAUCGUGUCAUCAUCUGGCUGUGGGACAUCCUGUCCAGUGAUUUUAAUGCUGAGGAGAGGGCCAUGUUCCUUAAAUUUGUUACCAGCUGCUCAAGGCCGCCUCUUCUGGGUUUCGCUUACCUCAAACCACCGUUCUCCAUCCGUUGUGUGGAAGUCUCAGAUGAUCAGGACACAGGAGACACCCUCGGCAGCGUCCUCAGAGGCUUCUUCACCAUCCGAAAGAAGGAGCCCGGCGGUCGACUCCCAACUUCGUCUACGUGUUUCAACCUUCUGAAGCUGCCCAACUACAGCAAGAAGAGCAUCCUGCGUGACAAACUGCGUUACGCCAUCAGUAUGAACACAGGCUUCGAGCUCUCCUAAGUCUGCAUCGGAGCGAUCAGGAUGGGCGUGUUAGACAACGUGAACUGAGCAGGAGGCUCAGGUUAUGCGGCACAUUAAAGAGCCACCAGCUAGACAAAGGAGAGGGAGGACCGGACCUCUUUUUGGCCUCUAAACCAACUGGCUGAGCUCGGAUAGAGUGAGACCUACUCUAUGUCUCUGUUUGAAGUGGAAGCUGCUCCUGCAACACGGUCAAUUUUUUAAUCGUCUCCUAAAAAUGGAUAUUUAAUAUUUUUAACGUAACACACAAACACACCAUGGUUUGAUCUCAGUUUCUCAGGCUCAACAGAAUCGCCCUUGGAUCCGAGGCCACCGUUUUGAGACAGCUGGAAAGCAAUACGGAUGCAACGCAAGCCAUUAAGACGCAAAGUCUUACUCACGGGAGUAAGACCGAACUACCAAUCAUUGCUAAAUAUGCCGUCAAGGUUGGAUUUCAUCCGAUGAGUCCUGAAAUGUAUCUCCCAAAAGAAGCCUUUUUUUUUUUUUUUUUUUCUUGGAGUGUGAGACAAAUCCGUGUGUUGUGUUGAACCUCAAAGAACAAGAAGAGAUCGCUCAAAGUCAUAAAUCUGCAUUAAUUACCCUUGAUCUUGCUAAAAGGAAACGCAUCGACCCGUGGAGUCCGUUGCGUUCUCUGCAUGUCUGAGAGCCAAACGUCACCCUCGCCUCUGUUCAGAAAGUCCAGUCAUGCUGUUAUUUGAUAGAAAGCUGUCCUUCCUGUACCAUCCGUUACCUUGAAGAGAAGAAAACAAACCGGGGGGAGGAAAAUAGCUGUCAAUAUUUUCACCUGCGGGGUAGAGCAGACAAAGCUGUCGUAUAUAUUACACCCAUUUGUAAUAUCAUGAAGUAAAUCAGUCUUCUAUGUGUUUUAUAGCAGAAAACCACGUUCACUCCACCUCAUAAUAAUGCUGAGUGCCUCAUGUCUCACCAUGACCACAUGCUAGCACAUGUGCAGUUGUACUUCAGCUCUAACCAACCACCACAUAUUGGGGGAAAAAAAAGCCAUAGAUGUUGGGGCUACGGUCCUGGACCACCUCUCUAAAUGAGACGGAGCGCUAACCGACGCCACCGCGGAGGCUGUUUCUGCAAACCUCUCUGAUCUCUGUGGACGUUUUUCCUUAAGCCAUGCGGAAACGAUCUCGCUGUCUGAAGACCUUUUUUUUUUAAAAUGAUGUCACGGACUGACUCGUCAACCAAAUACAGCUGCUCGAUUGGACGGCGUUCCCCCCCCCUUGAAAGUGUUGCACUGGUUUUUGUGGGGACACGAAGAUGAAUGUGACCUUUAUAAGCCUGAAUAUUCCUUUAAACCGGGUGUAUUUACACUAGAGAGCGACAGAAGGGACUUUUUUGUGGUCAUGUAAAAA